Molecule: messenger RNA, 801 nt
Organism: Thlaspi arvense
Lineage: Eukaryota; Viridiplantae; Streptophyta; Magnoliopsida; Brassicales; Brassicaceae
Source: the annotation of a GenBank genome assembly
AUGGGAGGUUUUGCUCCUGCAAAACCGAAUCAAAUCAUGUCCAGUUUGCUCUCUAUUGGUCCUAACUCGGUCCUCUCACCCUUCACUGACCGGACCAGAAGCUUCAAUCCGCUUCUUCACCGGACCCACUCCUUGCGUUUGCCGAACCAGAGACCGUUGGGGACUGCGGGUUUGGUGAGGUUCGGUUUCGGGUUCAAUCACUUGGGUUUGCCCGAUCCGGAAAGUGCGGACGGGCUAGUACGAGAGCUAUUUGGGAGAGCCGAGGGAUUCCUCUUCACGGUCGCUGAUGCGGCCGUUUCGUCUUCUUCGUCUUCGGACGCUGUCGCCAGCACGAAACAGAGUGGGGAUUGGCUCUCUGGAAUUACAUAUGGCAUGGAAAGUGUUCUUAAGGUAGAAUCGGCAAUGGCAAUGCGAUCUUUGGCUCCUCAAAUAAAGGCGAUUCAGCAACGGUAUGCUGGUGACCAGGAGAGAAUUCAGCUUGAAACUGCUCGAUUGUAUAAACUAGCUGGGAUUAAUCCACUGGCAGGGUGCCUGCCAACCCUUGCCACUAUACCUGUCUGGAUAGGACUAUACAGAGCCCUUUCAAAUGUGGCAAAUGAGGAUGGUCAUCCUCCACUUGGAUGGUCAGAUACCUUGGCAUAUCUUGUCUUGCCUGUGCUGUUAGUUCUCUCACAGUAUGUAUCUGUCCAAAUUAUGCAGUCAUCACAGUCUAAUGAUCCAAGCUUGAAGACUUCUCAAGCUAUAACAAAAUUUCUGCCACUAAUGAUUGGUUACUUUUCUCUUUCGGUUCCCUCGGGUUAA